This is a messenger RNA of Loxodonta africana (African savanna elephant), 2981 nucleotides long. RefSeq names its product NAD kinase (gene NADK). Gene Ontology annotation, biological process: NAD+ metabolic process; NADP+ biosynthetic process. Gene Ontology annotation, molecular function: NAD+ kinase activity. Lineage: Eukaryota; Metazoa; Chordata; Mammalia; Proboscidea; Elephantidae. The transcript has 12 exons. Bases 16 to 1629 code for a protein of 537 amino acids. The record is from RefSeq and is a predicted model, not a curated record.
UCAUUAGUUACGUUAAUGAUCACAUUCAAAAAUGCCCUCAAAGCUCUCUUUCUUGUGGCCAUCAGUGGGGUGGCUGAUGGCUACUUUGGGGAAGCAGCUGGGGUUACAAAUCAGCCCACUGAGGAAGUUAUAGAGUUUAAGAAAUCCUGGCAAAUCCCCAUCAUCCUUGCCCUCACCCCAGUGGUCUGGGGACAGUGGUGCCUUUCUCUCCAGAAGAUACCUAGGACGUGUCCUUUGAGGCAUCUGUGUUUCUCUGCCCAACAUCCUCACUCACUGGCUGUGGCCAUGGAGCAGGAGAAGAACAGCCUGAGCAGAGAGCUGAGCCCGGACCUGGCCCCGUACCACUGCACGGCAUGCCAUGGGGAUGAGGACUGGAGCCACAGCCACCCUAUCCGGGGCCGGGCCAAAUCCCGCAGCCUCUCUGCCUCCCCUGCCCUGGGGAGCACCAAGGAGUUCAGGAGGACCCGCUCCCUGCACGGGCCAUGCCCAGUGACCACUUUUGGACCAAAGGCCUGUGUGCUGCAGAACCCGCAGACCAUCAUGCACAUCCAGGACCCUGCGAGCCAGAGGCUGACGUGGAACAAGGCUCCAAAGAGCGUCCUUGUUGUCAAAAAGAUCCGCGACGCCAGCCUGCUGCAGCCCUUCAAGGAGCUCUGUGUGUACCUCAUGGAGGAGAACAACAUGAUUGUGUAUGUGGAAAAGAAAGUUCUGGAAGACCCCGCUAUCGUGAGUGAUGAGAACUUCGGACCAGUAAAGAAGAAAUUCUGCACUUUCAGAGAAGAUUAUGAUGACAUUUCCAAUCAAAUCGACUUCAUCAUCUGCCUGGGUGGAGAUGGGACCCUCCUGUACGCCUCCUCCCUCUUCCAGGGCAGUGUGCCCCCUGUCAUGGCCUUCCACCUCGGCUCCCUGGGCUUCCUGACCCCCUUCAACUUUGAGAACUUCCAGUCCCAAGUUACUCAGGUGAUAGAGGGGAAUGCAGCCAUCAUCCUCCGGAGCCGGCUCAAAGUUGGGGUUGUGAAGGAGCUCAGGGGGAAGAAGGCAGUGGCUCCAAAUGGGGUCAGAGAGAACGGCACACUGGCCCCGGACGCUGAGGUCGGGAAGCAGGUCAUGCAGUACCAGGUCCUGAACGAGGUGGUGAUUGACAGAGGCCCUUCUUCCUACCUCUCCAACGUGGACGUCUACCUGGAUGGACACCUCAUCACCACAGUGCAAGGUGAUGGCGUGAUCGUGUCCACCCCGACUGGAAGCACAGCGUAUGCGGCUGCGGCCGGGGCCUCCAUGAUCCACCCCAACGUCCCAGCCAUCAUGAUCACCCCCAUUUGCCCACACUCACUGUCCUUCCGGCCCAUUGUGGUCCCUGCCGGAGUGGAGCUCAAGAUCACGCUGUCCCCAGAAGCCAGGAACACUGUAUGGGUUUCCUUUGAUGGACGGAAGAGACAGGAGAUCGGCCAUGGGGACAGUAUCAGCAUCACCACCUCCUGCUACCCACUGCCCUCCAUCUGCGUCCAAGACCCGGUGAGAGACUGGUUUGAGAGCCUGGCCCAGUGUCUGCACUGGAAUGUACGCAAGAAGCAGACCCACUUCACAGAGGAGGAAGACGAUGAGGAGGGUGAGGAGGUGCAGGGCUAGGCUUCGCAGCGCCCACCUUCCAGACUUGUGAGACGGACAGUGCGACCCUCCCAGCAUCUGCGUCUUUGUUUCCUUCCUUCCACCUGCCCCUUGGGAACAGCCCUCUGUGUAUCUGGGUGUGUUCUAGGAUGUCGCGGCCCCAGAUCAUGUCCUUCCCACUGUGGCCAAAGGAAGAAUGGGAACCUACCUUUUUUCAGCCAAAUCAUCUGUUUUUAGCAUAAAUUUGAUUAUUUUUUGCAUUUCUAAACAAGCAAAGUGAGGCACAGGUGGGGUUGCCACAUGCACACACGUGCUGGCCAUGUUUGAGCUGGCCGUGUCUGAGCCGUGACCCCGGGUCAGGGGCUGUGUAUUGGCGCCGUUAUCACACGCACAUCCUUAAACCGGGGCCACUCACUUCUUUGAAGCUCCAUGUCAGGAAGCAUCCAUAAAUCAGUAUAUUGAAAUUCAGAGGAGCAGGCUGAGUCACCUGUCCUUCGAUGUGGAAAUAUAUGUCUCACAGCCAAAUGUCUUCCUUUAGCCACAAUGCUUCCCCUUGUUCCAGAGACUUUUCCCUGGAAGCGCUUCCAGAGAAACCCUUGGGCACUUUGCCACUUGAUUGAUGGUGGGGGCUGGUGAGGCUGCUAGGUUUGCUCCAGUUUCUGGAGAUGGUUGGGAGGGUUCCACCGCCCAGCUCAGGGCUGUGCCCACCGACCUCACUGAAGUUUCUGUCCCCAAGACUGUGGAUUGUUUCCUCAUCCUGCUUCAGGCCAGUGUCUUUGAGCCCCGUGCCGAGGUCUCUAUCCCCAAGAUUGUGGGGUGUUGCCUCUUCCUGCUUCAGGCUGGCGUCUGUGGGCCCAGCAAGCCUGGCACAGGGCCGGAGGAGUGGAGGCUGGGCCAGAGCCCACGCACAUUCCUACACACAGGCCGGCACCUUCCGCACCGGGAGAUAUUUUAACCCUGUAUAUACUUUUUAGAGAUUCUUUUAAACUUUCUGAAGUGCUUAUGUACAUAUUUUAUUGUACACACUUUUGUGAAGAUUUAAAAGGUAGGGGACUAUCCUGCUCUGAAGCAAAGCCUGGUUCCCUGUUUACAUUGUCCUGUGUGGUGCUGCCCGCAGGGACCAUUCCGUGUGGAGUCACGUGGUCACGUCGGCUUGGUGGUACUGGGCAGGAGGUUGGGAGUUGAGUUGGCGAGGCAUUUCUACUUCGCAGUUGUAACGAGCAGGCUGAGUGGAUUCAUUCAUGAUUAAGAUGGCAGCUGUGCUGUGACUGAGUGCCGACCCUGCCUCUUCUCAUCUGAGCUCACAGAUAAACCUUCAUUCCAGCGGUCACUGCACCUGUCAGCAGCAAGGGUGCUGGGCCGCCUCCUGGUCA